Messenger RNA from Pyricularia pennisetigena, 2733 nucleotides. RefSeq lists its product as uncharacterized. Bases 1 to 2733 code for a protein of 910 amino acids. NCBI's taxonomy places the organism in Eukaryota, Fungi, Ascomycota, Sordariomycetes, Magnaporthales, Pyriculariaceae. The record is from RefSeq and is a predicted model, not a curated record. The transcript is spliced from 3 exons.
AUGGCUAGCGUUGAAGAAAUCAGAGAGGACGCCAGGGAGCGUGGCGAGCACACGAUAGCUCUGCACGCCCGGGCUAUCCGGGAGAACAUCCGGGAGGCAUCAUCGGCCAGCAUGACGGCGUUGCUGCGGCCUCCCAGCUUGCAAAACCCACUGAGCCCAAUCGUUUUCCCCAAGCUGAACUUUGAGGACGAGAACGGCCCGUACCAGGUGUUGUCUCAAUACCACGACACCUGGUACGAGGACGAGGCGGACUCGUAUCACGGUCUCAUGGGCUUCGAUAGGGGUCAAAUCGGGUUCGACUUGCGCCAAAUGGAGGGCGUGACCAAGACGGUACAUACCACUAAUCAGGAGCAAAUGUGGGAGAACACGAUUCUCGACCUCCUCACGGACUCGGAGGGCGACUUCAUGGCAACCAACUGCAUGUUCAAAGCGAACGACCUGGUGCGAAGGGGCCAGGAGGUGGGUGAUCAACGACUGACGGUGCCCAUGAACGAACUGAUAUACCAGUCGUUCCUGGAGUCGCUGGAAGACGGCACAGAACUAGCUGCCAACCUGAAAGCCAUCUUCGUCCUGCAGAUUUGGAACUUUGAGUUUGACCAGAUCGCCACGGCCCACUACGGCACAGAUAGAGAAGACAUGAUGCCCAUGUCGUGGCGGACGACUGUGGAAGGCGAGAAGGACAUCGCCUACGAGUUUCUGGGAACGCGAGUGCUUUGGGGCUUCGUCCGGAUGCUCUGCAACCACCACGGCGCCCUGGGCGACAAGCCCAUCGACAAGGUCAUCAUCAGACCGACGGAUCCGACGGGCAACCGUUGGGAUGCGGUCAUCAAGCUUGGCAGGGGCCCGGCGAACAAUAAAAAGAUGGUAAAGGGCAAGGAGGGGCCCAAGGGUAAAGAGUCAAUCUUGAAAGCACAGCAACCCAAAGGGUCAUCGUACCGCAUCGAGAAGCGUCCAUACAGCCAAAGGCAAAAGACGCACUCGAAUGGGGCAUAUUUGUACCCGAUCUGGUGGGAGUCUUGGCGUGCUUACGGCUCCGCCUCAUCUUGGAUGGGUUAUUUUCCCGUAAUAUUCUUGGCAUCGGCCUCUGCAGUCAUUGGUCACCCUGUCGAUUCGAAUGCCGGUUAUACAGAUGUUGACGCUGGCAGCCACAGGUCGCCAACAUACACAAACGAACAGAUUCCUCGCCAUGUAUCACAACAAAUGAGACGAAGAAGCGCCCAGGCACCGGCGGCAACACCUGCUGCAACACCUACUGCAACACCCGCAACACCUGCUCCAGCAGCAGCAGCAGCGCCAGCAGCCCCUGCCCAACCGGCCGCACAGCCAGCAGCACAACCGCCUGCUCAGCAAAACACGACACAGCCAGCAGCAAAAGCGGCCACCCAGCCACAGGCUACCAACACAACCGCCAAGGCCCAGGGCCCCACGCGCAUCAGCAAAUCCGCAUUUACAUUAUACUUUCACUGGGAGGCCAAGCCCGUCGCCGUUGCGGGCCGCUGCGUCAACACCUUUUCCAAUCUCGCUCGCCUGGUCUCCGAGGCGAUCCCGCAGUUCAAGCCAUACGUGGACAAGAAGGCCCUCGACGCCAACAUCGAGAAGCGUGGCGCGGAGCUUCUGGAGCAGCACCGCGCGGCAGUCAAGGCGGCCGCUGCUUCUGUCGACGCCACGGCGACGCAGGACGCCGCCAAGGUGGCCGUUCCGGACCCCAAGAAGCCGCCAAAGAAGGACGAAAAGGUGCCUCCGGUGGUUUACCCGCACAUCAAGGGCAUGCAGGGCGGCCAGCCGGUGUACAACAGGACCAAAGAGCCCGUUGCUGCGUUCCUGCGCCACCCCUUGGCCGAGUUUUACCUCCACCACGAGGACCUGAACCUGGAACUGAGCCCAAAGGCAGACUACCACGAGGUGCAGAGCCUCGCGGGGCCGUUCAACAAGGAAAGCCGGGCGUUCCGGUCCGCCAUCGUCAACCUGCUGAUCCAGCGGGGCGGGGAGUACCUCAUCUCGUGGGGCGAGAACAAGAACAACGACGUGGUGCGGGUGGCCAAGGACGACGUGACCAAGACCGAGGUGGGCGGCAAGAAGGUCGAGUUCAAAAGGAGCGCGACGAUGCCGGUCGAGGAGCUGACGUGGCAGACGUACGUCGAGAGCGUGGGCGCGCAAAACGCCACCAACCUCCGCGUGGUGGCGGCCAUGAAGAUCGUCGACGCCGACUUCUACGCCGUCAUGCGCGAGAACUACAAGGACGCCGACAUGGUCGCCGGGGAGCCCGUCAUCUGGAAGCCGGCGGACGGGAAGCUGUUCAACCGUCUGGUGGGCACCGAGGUGCUCGCCAACAAGGUGCAGAUGCUGACGGCGCACCAUGGCGCCACGGGGAAUAGGGACAUUGUCAGCAUCGUGACGGCGCCGGGCAUGAAGUGGGCCGAUCCGUGGAUUGCGGCAAUUAUUCUGGGCGAUGCCAAGCCGGCUGCCACCGCCGCUCCGGCUGCUGCUCCUGCUGCCCCUGCUGCUCCUGCUGCUAGUCCCUCUGCUACUUCUUCUUCUUCUUCUUCUUCUUCUUCUUCUUCUGCUGCCGCUGCUCCUGCUGCUGCCACUGUUCAACCCGCGGCGGCCCCAACUCCGUCGACGACUGCAACGCAACAACCUGCAGCGUCGGCUUCAACAUCAACUGCAGCGCCUGCGGCAACACCUGCUGCCACACCGGCGGCGAAGGCGAGCAGGAGACGUGCAAGGAGGUAG